Contarinia nasturtii (swede midge) is the source of this 3464-nucleotide messenger RNA. RefSeq names its product pyruvate dehydrogenase phosphatase regulatory subunit, mitochondrial. The transcript is spliced from 9 exons. The coding region runs from base 219 to 3050 and encodes 943 amino acids. Gene Ontology annotation, cellular component: cytoplasm; mitochondrion; mitochondrial matrix. Gene Ontology annotation, molecular function: oxidoreductase activity; protein binding. NCBI's taxonomy places the organism in Eukaryota, Metazoa, Arthropoda, Insecta, Diptera, Cecidomyiidae. The record is from RefSeq and is a predicted model, not a curated record.
AACAAAAAUAUUGAGACGGAGACACAAAGAGUGAAAAAAAUCAACGAAAAAAGACAUUCGGUCAAUUAUUUGGAUUAAAUGUUCAAUUUUAAUUUCGUGCUCACACUGAACACCACUCACACAUUGUGUUGUUUGUCAAUUUAAAUGGAAACAAUAAGAUUUGGUUAAUUUUUUGACAAUACAUAGAUUUCACUGGUUGGAGCGGUUAGCUAGUCAAUAUGAAUUGUUUACGCUUGCAUCAUAAACAGAGUACAAAUGUGUUCCCAACGAUUCGAUCAAAAUCAUUAGGUUAUUUUCACGGCAGCCGUUGUCAUUCACACGCACGAUUUACACAAAAUGUACAAAAUAGCAAAUUCACACCGGCAUCGAGCCGAUGCAUCCACACCGUCAAUUCGCCAAUGUUGUCAACGGCAGCAGCGGCAGCAGAAGAACGCACCAAAUAUGAAUCAAAUACACUUCCAAAGAAUGCGCAAGUUGUUAUAUGUGGUGGCGGUGUCAUGGGAGCUGCUGUUGCUUAUCACCUCGCUUUGAAGGGUCUUGGAAAUGAAGUUGUGCUGCUGGAACAAGAUCGAAUUGGUGGCGGUAUGACGUGGCACUCAAGCGGUUUGGUUGGUGCGUUCAAACCGACCUAUUCUCAGGUCUUAUUGGCUCAACAAACAAUCAAAUUAUACGAAGACUUAACGGCAAAGGGUUUUAAAACGGGCUGGAAACAAUGCGGUUCAUUGAAUUUGGCACGCACCAGAGAUCGAAUGACACAAUUUCGCCGGAUGAAGUCACUCAGCGCAUUAUGGGGAAUUGAGUGUGAAAUUCUAACACCAUCACAAUGCGGCGAAAAAUGUUCAGUAAUUGAAACGAGUGAUUUGCUUGGUGGCAUUUGGAUUCCAAAGGAUGGAGUUGCACACCCGAAAUAUAUAUGUGAUACAUUGAUUACUGAGGCGGUUAGACUCGGCGUGACUGUCAUUGAAAAGUGUAUAGUGAAUGAAAUUUUACACAAACAAAACUUUGUGAGUGCGGUUAAAACAAACUAUGGCCGAAUUCAUUGCGAGUUUUUCGUAAAUUGUGCUGGAUUUUGGGCACGAUCUAUCGGAGAAAUGUCUGAACCGAAAGUAAAGAUACCGCUAAAACCUGGCGAACACUAUUUUUUGCAUACGAAACCCAUUAUAAAUUUAGAUCCAAUGAUGCCGGUUGUUCGCGAUUUAGAUGGACAAAUCUAUAUUCGGGAGGUGGAUGGACGUAUUUUAGCCGGAGGUUUUGAUGAAAAAACAAAACCAGCCUUCCAAAAUGUGACAAUUCCAUUGGAAGCAAAUAAACGUGAGCUAGACGUCGAUUGGGAUCAAUUUUACCCAUUGUUGGAAGAAAUUCUAAGGCGAGUACCACAAUUGAAAGAUACGUAUGUGGAAAGUUUGAUAAAUACGCCAGAGGCCUUCAGUCCGGACUGUAAAUGGAUCCUCGGCGAAUCGCCUGAGAUCCGAAACUAUUUGGUUGCGGCCGGAAUGAAGACUGUAGGUAUAUCGGCAGCUGGUGGUGCUGGUAAAGCCAUCGCCGAUAUUAUUAUCCAGGGUUAUUCGAAGUUCGAUAUCUACGAAUUGGAUAUAUCACGAUUCCUGAGCAUUCAUAAUAAUGCAAAAUUUUUACGUGAUCGUAUCGUGGAGGUGCCUGCCAUGCACUAUAAAAUCCCGUAUCCGUUUCAUGAGUUUAAAACUGGUCGAAAUUUGAGAAUGUCGCCGAUUUAUACGGUAUUGAAAUCGCGCGCUGCAAUUUUCGGAUCGACCAUGUGUUAUGAACGUCCGAAUUACUUUGAUCCAAAUGGCAUGCACUAUUCAAAAGAUGAUAUUGUUGCGACUGAAGAAUCAUUUGUUGCGGGUGAUACAGAUACAUACUCAAAACCGCAUUGGUUUGAGAUUGUUGCGUCCGAAUAUAAUGCGUGCCGUGAAAAAGUCGGCAUCGCUGAUUACAGUUCAUUCACCAAAAUGGAUAUAUGGUCAAAGGGCGAUGAAGUUGUUAAAUUAUUGCAAUAUCUAUGCUCAAACGAUGUUGAUGUUCCAGUUGGUUCGAUCAUUCACACUGGCAUGCAAAAUAUCCACGGAGGUUAUGAAAAUGACUGUUCUUUUGCUCGUUUGGCUGAAAAUCAUUUCAUGAUGAUUGCUCCAACAAUACAGCAAAUGCGCUGUAAAACAUGGAUUACACGAUUUCUGCCAAAAGAUAAUAGUGUCAAUUUAUCCGACAUAACAUCCACUUACACGGCCAUUUGCAUACUCGGACCAUUUACACGAAACUUACUCUCUGAAUUAACGGACACGGAUUUAUCGGCGAAGAAUUUUCCAUUUUUCACAUUCAAAGAAUUGGACAUUGGUUCCGCCGAUGGCAUUCGAACAAUGAACUUGACCCAUACAGGGGAGCUUGGGUACGUUUUGUAUAUACCAAAUGAAUUUGCAAUGCAUGUGUACUCAAGAUUAUGGGAAGCUGGUCAAAAGUAUGGAAUCAAACAUGUUGGCCAUUACGCCACACGAACGUUACGCAUUGAAAAAUUCUACGCGUAUUGGGGACAGGAUCUUGACACUUUUACAACGCCAUUGGAAUGCGGACGAGCUUGGCGUGUUAAAUUCAAUAAAGGUGUUGAUUUUAUCGGCAAAGAUGCAUUAUUAAAGCAGCGUGAUGAAGGCGUUCGGCGACAGUAUGUUCAACUAUUAUUGAACGAUCAUGACGUUGAUAUUGAUCCAUGGUGCUGGGGUGGCGAACCCAUUUUACGCGAUGGCAUUUAUUGUGGCCAAACGACGACGACUGGCUACGGGUACACGUUUAAAAAACCCGUUUGCUUGGGCUUCAUUAAGAAGAUUGAUGGAGAUGGACAAGAAGAACCUGUUACCACUGAAUAUGUGCUUAGUGGCGAUUAUGAAGUUGAAAUUGCUGGCGUUCGGUAUCCAGCAAAAGUAAAUUUACACUCACCAAAUUUACCAACAAAAUAUCCGGACAAAGAGCGUGAAGCAUACUCGGCAACACGAGAUGAUCCAGUCAAUUUAACAACGUUGAAGCCACAUUUGGUUACUUAACAUGUGAUUAUUUUAAACAAUUAGCAUCACACAACCACCCAUGAAAUAAAAUCGCUCAAACACUGAAUUUAUAAUUGAUGAUGGUCAUACACUCUAUUUUAAUGACUUUGUAUCGUUUUCUCGACAAUUUAUUGUCAGCCGAUGAAGAAAAAAACUCGUGAUUUGAACGAAACGUUCGGAAAUUUAGGACAUGCCAAACUUUGUGCAAUUUAUUAUAGAAAUCUCAAACGGUUUGAACGCUUUUUCCUCUCUUUUAUUUCUUUAUCGAUAUGUACAUGUGCUUUAACAUUUUUGAUAUAAUUUUAUUGUGAAAUAUUUAAAAAGACAGAAAAAAAUUAUUGUAUUGUUGUGAAUAAAUUCAUUUAAUAAAAGUUGUGCGCCAUUCAUGAUUUUUUAUGGCACUUACGGAAGAAA